AUGCCAUCACGAUCGCUCCACGUCGCCGUGAUCGGCGCGGGAGCCGCCGGCCUGGUGGCGGCACGUGAGCUGCGGCGCGAGGGCCACUGGCCCGUCGUCUUCGAGCGCGCCGCCGGCGUGGGUGGCACGUGGCUCUACGACCCGGCCGCCUCCGCCGACCUGCUCGGCGCCGGCGCCGUCCACUCGAGCGUCUACGCGUCCCUCCGCACCAACCUGUCCCGCGAGUGCUUUGGCUUCUCCGACUUCCCAUUCAUCGCCGAUGAAGGCGGCGAAGGCGACGGCGACCGGCGCAGGUUCCCCGGCCACCAGGAGGUGCUCCGCUACCUCCAGGAGUUCGCACGGCGGUUCGACCUUUACGGAAUGGUGCGGCUCCGCACGGAGGUGGUCAGCGUCCGCAGGGAAGCCAGCGCGAGCUGGAGGGUGACGUCGCACUCGACCUCGGAGCUCGCAGGGAGCGGCGGACCAGUGGAGGAGGUGUUCGACGCCGUCGUGGUCUGCAACGGCCACUUCGUCACGCCUCGCCUUAAUUUAGCGAUUUUGUGUGCAGGCAUCGGUAGUUGGCCUGGGAAGCAGAUGCAUAGCCAUAGCUACCGCGUGCCUGAAGCAUUUCACGGCCAAGUUGUGGUGGUUGUAGGAUAUGCGACCAGUGGAUUUGACAUUUCGAGGGACAUCGCCGGUGUCGCCAGUGAGGUCCAUGUUGCGGCUGCCACCUGCGUAGAAAUGCAACGUACGGCACGUCCCAACCUAUGGCUGCAUCCCAUGAUCGAGCGUGCGGAGGCAGAUGGUAGCGUGGUGUUCCAAGAUGGCAAUCGCGUCAAAGCUGAUGCCAUCAUCCAUUGUACUGGAUAUAAAUAUAGCUACCCGUUCCUCGAUGAGGAGGUUGUUGGUAUCAGUGUGGACGACAACCGUGUGGGCCCGUUGUACGAGCAUGUGUUCCCGCCACACUUGGCUCCCCAAAUCUCAUUUAUCGGACUGCCCUUCAGAGUAUAUUUUUUUCCAUUGUUCGAACUCCAAAGCAAUUGGGUUGCUGGAAUUCUGUCGGGAAGGAUCGAGCUCCCGUCGCAAGAGAAGAUGACGGAGGAUGUUGCCGAAUUUUACUCCAAAAUGGAAGCUCGCGGUUGCCCGAAAAGGCUCACCCAUGACUUCGGAGCAUUGCAGUUUGAGUAUGAGGACUGGGUGGCGGAACAAUGCGGGAAGGAUAUGAUGGAGGGGUGGAGGAAAGCAAUGUACCUAGCGGCAAGGAAGAACAUGGUAGAUCGCCCGGAAAAUUGGCGAGAUGAAUGGGAAGACACUCACUUGUUAUCACAGGCAUACCAAGAUUUAACCAAGUAUUUAUAA
Molecule: messenger RNA, 1338 nt
Organism: Lolium rigidum
Lineage: Eukaryota; Viridiplantae; Streptophyta; Magnoliopsida; Poales; Poaceae
Product: flavin-containing monooxygenase FMO GS-OX-like 4
Exons: 7
Coding region: 1-1338 (445 amino acids)
Molecular function (GO): NADP binding; flavin adenine dinucleotide binding; N,N-dimethylaniline monooxygenase activity
Source: RefSeq, a predicted model, not a curated record